Molecule: messenger RNA, 685 nt
Organism: Drosophila arizonae
Lineage: Eukaryota; Metazoa; Arthropoda; Insecta; Diptera; Drosophilidae
Gene: dUTPase
Product: Deoxyuridine triphosphatase
Biological process (GO): dUTP catabolic process; dUMP biosynthetic process
Molecular function (GO): magnesium ion binding; dUTP diphosphatase activity
Source: RefSeq, a predicted model, not a curated record
AAUACAGAAUUAAAGCCAUUCAUAGAUGUCCUCGCCAGAUGCAAAAGUGGAUAUACCAGCAGCUAAGAAAAUGAAGAUCGACAAUAAGUGCGUUUUGCGUUUUGCUAAGCUUACAGAGCAUGCCUUGGCGCCCCAGCGUGGAUCCGCACGAGCUGCCGGCUAUGAUUUACGCAGCGCUUACGAUGUUGUGGUGCCAGCGCGUGGCAAAGCUGUGGUCAAAACGGAUCUGCAGGUGCAGGUGCCGGAAGGCUCUUACGGUCGCGUAGCACCGCGCUCCGGGCUGGCCGUAAAGAACUUUAUCGAUGUGGGCGCCGGUGUUGUGGAUGAGGAUUAUCGUGGAAAUUUAGGUGUUGUCCUCUUCAAUCACUCGGACACGGACUUCGAGGUGAAGCAUGGCGACCGCAUUGCCCAGUUCAUAUGCGAACGCAUCUUCUAUCCGGAAUUAGAGGAAGUAAACAAACUGGAGGAUACUGAACGUGGAGAGGCAGGAUUUGGCUCCACGGGCGUUAAGGAACUGCCUGCCGCUAAGCAGAAGAAUGAAAAAAACAAAGCGCCACUGGGCGAAAACGAAGCGACGCCCAUUGCCACAUAGAGGCAACAUGAUAAGCCAGCCAAAAUAGUUACAAUAAGAUCCAUAUACAUACAUUCAGGCUAAUAUCUAAUUUUUAUUAAUCAUAGUUCACCA